Grus americana (Whooping crane) is the source of this 2476-nucleotide messenger RNA. It is a transcript of the gene DCAF17, whose product is annotated as DDB1 and CUL4 associated factor 17. The record is from RefSeq and is a predicted model, not a curated record. Gene Ontology annotation, biological process: protein ubiquitination. The transcript has 14 exons. Lineage: Eukaryota; Metazoa; Chordata; Aves; Gruiformes; Gruidae. Bases 275 to 1927 code for a protein of 550 amino acids. Gene Ontology annotation, cellular component: Cul4-RING E3 ubiquitin ligase complex.
GGGGGAGACGCGGUAGGCACCGGGCCAGGUGCCUACGCGCGGCCGCAGUUCUGGCCCCACCCCGGAGCCCUGUCGGAAGGCCUCGGCUUGUGUCUCUCGGGAGUCAAGACAGCAAGGGGCUGUCCGGGCCUUUUCCCGCUUCGCUUCACUUCUCGCCAGGCAAGGCGGGCGGUGAGAGAAAUCCAGCGCGGGCCCGGGCCCUGCAAGGCUGCUCGCCCCGCCAAGAGCGGGCCGGAAGCGGGGGAGAAAGGCGAGCCUGCCCCGAGGCCCAGGAAUGUGCCCGCAGGCGGCCGCCGGCGGGAAGAGGGUCGCCUCCCGGGCGCCCGGGGCUCACAACGUCUGCCGUGUCCUCACCCGCAGGGCCCACGGCUUUUAUGCCAGAGAUGCCGGUGUCGCCCACAGAAAAAACCUGGGACUGCUCAGAAAGAUAAUAUGUCAGGAAAGUACUAAAUUCAAGAAUGUUUGGACAACUCAUUCUUUAUCUCCUAUUGCAUAUGAAAGAGGAAGAAUUUACUUAGACAAUUACCGGUGCUGUAUUAGCAGCAUUGCACAAGAGCCAAGAAUACUUUAUCAAAAGCCAAAGUGUUCUAAGUCAGAAAAAAUAGAAGAUGCUUUAUUAUUGGAAUGCCCACUGGGGGAAAUGCUACCAAGUCCAUCGGACUAUAAAUCUUCCCUGAUAGUCUUGACAGUGCAGAACUGGCUUCUACGUCUCUCUGCUGAUAGUGGAGAAAUACUGGAAAAAAUAUACCUUGCCGGUUCCUGUUGCAAAUUCAGGUAUCUGAGCUGGGAUACUCCUCAGGAGGUAAUGGUUGUAAAGUCCUCUCAGAAUAAGCUCCCUGCAGCAGCACGGCAGGCAGGUAUCCAACAGUCUGUAUUGUUCUAUCUUGCUGUAUUCCAAGUUUUGCCUCUUUCAUUCAUUGGAAUGCUAGAAAUAAACAAAAAGAUAUUUGGCAAUAGUGUGACAGAUGUUGCUGUUUCUAAUGGAAUUCUGAUUGUAAUGUAUAGCAUAGGUCUGGUCAGGCUCUAUAACUUCCAGGCCAUCUCUGAACAGUUCAUGGAACAGCCAUUUGAUUUGGGACAUGAAUUCAACUGGAAUGGUCAAGUGGGAGUUGUAGGAAAGUAUCCAUUUGGUCUUCCAUGUAACAUUAAAAUAACAGAUACCCCACCUUUGCUAUUUGAAGUAUCUUCUCUGGAGAAUGCAUUUCAAAUUGGAGGUUUUCCUUGGCAUUAUAUCAUCACACCUAACAAGAAAAAACAUAAAGGAGUCUUCCAUAUUUGUUCUCUGAAAGACAAUGCUUUGGCAAAAAAUGGCAUCCAGGAUAUGAAAUGCUGUUCACUGGAACCUGAUUGGAUAUAUUUCCAUCCAGAUAUGUCAGGUAGAAUAAUCCACGUGGGACCAAAUUUGAUAAAAGUCUUGAAGCUUAAGGAAGUUAAAAAUGAUACAGAUCAAAUGGAGGUUGCAGAAGAUUUUACAAUUGUGGCCAACAGAGAAAAAUGUGUGCACAACGCUGUUACUGUAACAGCUUCUGGUCGAGUGGUGAAAAAGCGUUUUAACUUGCUGGAUGAUGACCCAGAACAAGAGACAUUCAAAAUUGUGGACUAUGAAGAUGAAUUGGAUUUGUUAUCCACUGUGGCAGUUACUCAAAUAGGAGCUGAUGGAAGAGCUCACCUUGACUUUCAUUGUAAUGAACAUGGGAUUCUACUUAAGAGUAUUCCAUUACUGGAGUCCUGGGAUGUGACUUACAGUCAUGAAGUUUACUUUGACAAAGACCUUGUAUUACACAUAGAACAGAAGCCUAACAGGAGGUUCAGUUGUUACGUUUACCAAAUGGUCUGUGAUAUUGCAAAAGAUGAUGAAUGUUCAAGCCACGAAAAACCAGAAAGAGUAUUUUGUAAAAAAGGAGGGAGAAUUUUUGAAUAUAUUUAAGACAUAAACAGCAACUACAGAGACUUCAAUUUGGAUGUUAUUUAAGGACUUCAUACAGGUAAAUUAGUCAACUACUGGUUUUCAGGCAGGAUUUAAUCUUAACAUUUUGUACUACUUACUACAUGAGGUUUUAUUUCCUUUUUUCUCUGUAAUAUUGUGCACUUGUCUGUAGUCCAUAAUGGCUUUUCAUGUAUUCACCAGUUCAUCACUAGAUGCAGCAUUUAUGCUUCUCUGCAGCAAUUGGAUUGAAAUACCAGACAUCAAGGAGAAAGAUGUGGAUUUACUGAUCAUGUACCAUCUGCUGCUGUCUGUCUUACGUAGUUUCACCUAUGCAACUUUAAUACAGGCUAUUAUUUUUAAAAAGUAUGUAAAACUAUAUAGGAUAAAUUCUAUAUGUAGUAUUAAAGUGGCAGACUUACCAUUAAACCACUUAGCAAAAUCCUUCUGUUGGUUUUGUGUGAGAAAUAAAAUCACUCAGGUUUUCUGGUUGUGUUUGGUUUGGUGUAAAGAGAAGUAUUAAUAAAUGAUGUAUUUUUACUGCCUUUUAAA